UGCGUUUACUCCCAUCAGCUCCAGUAUGGCUUACCACGACGCCAGCAUUAUAUCCAGUAGCCCCGUGAAGCCAAUGCAGCGGCCCAUGGCUACCCAUCCCGACAAAACCAAGCUCGAGUGGAUGAAUAACGGCUACACAAAUUCAGCAGUUGCAAGCCACGGCAUCCUUACGAGCUACCAGGAGCUGGUGGAAGACCGCUUCAGGAAGCCGCACGCUUUCGCCGUUCCUGGCCAGUCGUGCCAGUCGUACCAGUCUCAGCCGCGCCACCACGAUACUCACUUCGGCCGCGUGACUCCGGUUUCGCCCGUGCAGCACCAGGCCGCCCCUGUCAGUAGCACCACCAAGCAAGAGGGCUUUGCUGUGCCUGCUCCUCUGGACAACAAAGGAACUGGUUCCUCUCUCAACAACAGUCUGAGGUGCCGGAGCGUGAGCCCCGCUGUCCACCGCCAGCGUAAUCUCAGCGGAAGCACUGUUUACCCUGUUUCGAAUAUCCCGCGCUCGAACCUGACACCUUUUGGAAGUCCAGUGGCUCCCGAGGUUCACAAUGUGUUUGCCAACAUCCACGCAGACACCAGUGCCAACAACAUAGCGCAAAGAAGCCAGUCGGUCCCGUUGACUGUGAUGAUGCAGACGGCCUUCCCAUCUCUUCAGAAACAAACAAACACUAAAAAAAUCACCAAUGUGUUGUUAAACAAACUUGAUUCUGAUAGCGAUGAUGCGGUGAGAGGUUUGGGAGUGAACAACAUGCCUGCAAAUUACACCGCCAGGAUGAAUCUCACUCAGAUUUUGGAGACGUCUGCCGCCUUUCCUAGUGCCAACCCACAAAAUAUGAUCAAUUCCAGCACUUCAGUUUAUGAAUUCCAAACACCAAAUUACCUCACGAAAAACAGCAGCACCGAUCAGAUCAGUUUUUCUUCUGGAGAUAACCAAGCACAAUCAGACAUCGGAGAGCAGCAAUUAGAUUUUAGCAGCACUGUAAAAGACCUUUUAGGGGAGGACAGUCUGCCAACAAACCAGCAGCUGGUGAAUCAGGUGGCAUCAGACCUGAGUAACGAUGCAUCUGUCUUUUCCAGCGACAUCAGGUUGUCUUCCGAGCUCUCAGGCAGCAUUAACGAUCUGAACACUUUAGACACAAAUCUACUGUUUGAUCCAGGUCGUCAGCAGGGACAAGACGAUGAUGCUACACUGGAGGAACUGAAAAACGACCCCUUGUUUCAACAGAUCUGCAACGAGUCCAUUAACUCCAUGAGUACAUCGGGUUUUGAGUGGAUGGAGAGUAAGGAUCAUCCUGCUGUUGAAAUGCUGGGUUAAUCUUGUUUUAUCGUAUGUAUGUAGCACACUAUCUGCAAGACAGACGUAUUGUAUUUGUCUUAAUGGAAGUGCCUCCCGCAGCAGAAACACUUGCUAUGUAUUG
Eurypyga helias (sunbittern) is the source of this 1415-nucleotide messenger RNA. Its product is annotated as DNA-binding protein RFX7-like. The transcript has a single exon. The record is from RefSeq and is a predicted model, not a curated record. Lineage: Eukaryota; Metazoa; Chordata; Aves; Eurypygiformes; Eurypygidae. The coding region runs from base 26 to 1312 and encodes 428 amino acids.